Messenger RNA from Symbiodinium necroappetens, 762 nucleotides. NCBI's taxonomy places the organism in Eukaryota, Dinophyceae, Suessiales, Symbiodiniaceae. The record is from the annotation of a GenBank genome assembly.
AUGCUAACCCAAAUGGCCAACUUCGACAUCAGAAAUGCCAAGUGUUCCGAAGAGAAAGAUCGCCACGUGAUCGAGAUGCAAGUUGCCGGUCUUUUCGACGGCACGGAAGAGUCCACCAUCAGGGUCCCUGCAGAGACGGAGCAGGAUCCUGAGGAGCAGAGGCGGUUGUCCUUGACUUCCCGACUGGCCAUUCGCACAGCGACGGGAUUUCCCGAAGUUGGGGCAAGCUUGGACGCUUUUAACGACUACGUUCGGAUUCCUGCUCGCGACGGUGUCAUAGCAGACCUGGGUACUGAGACUCACUUGCCAUGGGGCAUUUGUGUCCUGACCUGGGUGCCCACAGUCCUCUGUCUGACUGCAAUCACGUGGACGGGGCGCCCGGUCUGGGAAGAACUGGGUUAUGCCUCUGUGGAGCAGUAUUUCCUGCUGAACUACAUCCAAUUCGUUCUCUUGCUCACGGUGCUGUACCCUGCCAUCCACCCCUGCAUUUUGGGACUCUUCAAGUGGCUUUCCGAUCGGAUAACGAACAAGUGCUUGCUGAAUGCGGUGAUGUUUGUAUGUGGAAUCCUCACGCUCAGCUUGAUCUUCAUGACCUCCUCGGUCACGAUUGCAGCGCUCGAGAGCUACGUGCUGACAAGUCAUCCUGCUUUCCUCUUCGUCUUCCUCCUCAUGUUGACUUGCCACCUCUUCCUGGACUACAAGAUGUUCUGGCAGGAUGAUUACCGUCUGUGGUCCGAUCUGCUCAGCAGUCGGUUCGACUAA